UAAAGUUGCUCAAAUUCGCUUUUAUUUUGAUUAUCAGCCCCGUACUGUGCGCCUACUUCCGGUUCCGGUCUGAUUCUAGGUUGAAACGUUUCGGUUUUACUCGGAUCUUACCCGGUUUUUAAAGAUGGGGGAGGCCGACGUGACCCUCAGUCAGACCGAGGAGAAGCCUCCGGACGCGGCUCUGGUUCCCGGGGAGGACUCGGUGGUCUGGAGCCACGAGGUGGAGGUCUGUCUUUUCCACGCGAUGAUCGGACACAAACCAGUGGGAGUGAACCGACACUUCCACAUGAUCUGCAUCCGGGAUAAAUUCAGCCAGAACAUCGGGAGGCAGGUUUCUUCCUCUGUUAUCUGGGACCAUCUGGGGACCAUGUAUGACAUGCAGGCUCUGCACGAGUCGGAGAUCCUGCCGUUUCCGAACACGGAGAAGAGUUUCUCGCUGCCGGAGGAGAUCAUCCAGGAGGUGAAAGGAGGUGAGUCUGGCUCAGAGGAGGAGAUCAAGGAGGAGUUCAGGAUGGAGAGAGAACCUCCUGCUACACAUGAAGAAGGAAGUAACUCAUCUGUGAAGAUGUCGGAGCGAAUGAGCAGCAGUCGGGAAAAAGAGAAGGAGCGCGACAAGGAGAAGGGCGGAGGAGAAGGAGGAGCAUCAGCAGCAGGAGGAGCGAAGGAGGCGGAGAAGAGGAAGAGGAGCCGAGCCACAGAGAAACUGCUGUCGUCUUCCAACCCGGCGAGUCCGGGAGGCGCCAAGAGGAGGCGCACCUGAGAGCUGGACUCUGAUUGGCUGCCUUACGCUGACCUCUCCUCUCAGCAGGAAGUGACACGUUUGGACCCCCAGUUCAUUUUUUGUAGCUUUUUGUUUUCCAUGUUCAUUUUUCCCAUGAUGCCGAGCAGAACUCUGGACCGAACGCGGCUCUGCUGGAAGAACCGCUGCAGUUCUGCUGCAGUUCUGCUCCAGACUCCGGUCGGCCCGGUUCUGGAGAACUCAGCCGCUCCAUCCUCCAGGCUGCUGGGAUCGCUGUUGAGUCGGACCUUUGGGAAUGUUUCUCCUUCUGAAAUCUGCUGCAAACAAGCAGAAAAACACAUUUAUGAUUCUUUAUUCUUUCAUAUUUUUAGCUGAUGUUUAGUUUCAGUUUCAUGCAACAUGGGAUAUUUUUUAAAUGUUUUUGGUUUUUAUUUUUAUUGAAAUAUUUAUUUAUGAUGACACGACUGUUGGUGACAUUAAAGAUGAACUCCUCA
Messenger RNA from Poeciliopsis prolifica (blackstripe livebearer), 1233 nucleotides. RefSeq names its product MRG/MORF4L-binding protein-like. Gene Ontology annotation, cellular component: NuA4 histone acetyltransferase complex; nucleus. The coding region runs from base 125 to 760 and encodes 211 amino acids. Gene Ontology annotation, biological process: regulation of transcription by RNA polymerase II. The transcript has 6 exons. Lineage: Eukaryota; Metazoa; Chordata; Actinopteri; Cyprinodontiformes; Poeciliidae. The record is from RefSeq and is a predicted model, not a curated record.